ACUGUGGCAGUAACCCGGCGGCUGUCAUCAYCUGUCAAAGUUGAUACCAUACCACGACGUAUGCACAUGAAACACUACCUACCUGCAGGACCUCAAGCACCGCUUCAAUUUUCACCAAGCAAUCAGAGGGACUCUAAUCCGAAUAAGUUYGAUUUUCUCUCAGAUAACCGACCAUCACAAGGACUUGGAUUGAAUUAUUUUGCUCAUCUGACUUUCAAAACGUGCGGCUAUAAAUCAUGGAGCACUAAAAUGGAGAGGAAGAAAAAGGUGUUAGUGUUCGAAUCACCUACCAUGAUCGAAGAAUAUUACCACAAAGAAACAUCAAAAUUCAAAAUUUGUGGAAGCAUGAUGUGGGAUGGAUAGAAAAAGUGCAACCUCUACUAUGGCCUCUAAUGACCCCAACCCUCUUGACCYCCCUGGGACCCCCCAGCCUGGUGACCUCAUUGAGAUCUUCAGACCGGCCUAUCAGCACUGGGCUCUGUACCUGGGAGAUGGUUAUAUCAUCAACUUGACACCUGUUGAUGAGAGUCAGGCUGCAGCCAUCUCCAGUGUGAAGUCAGUGUUCAGUCGGAAGGCAGUGGUCCGAAUGCAGCUUCUAAAGGAAGUGGUUGGAGACGACUCGUACCGGGUCAACAACAAAUACGACGACGACCGCACUCCAUUGCCCGUCGAUGACAUAAUUCAGCGAUCUCAAGACCUCAUUGGCCAGGAGGUGUCUUAUGACCUGUUGGGCAGUAACUGCGAGCACUUUGUCACCUUGCUGCGCUACGGGGAGGGGGUAUCUGAGCAGGCCACACGGGCCAUUGGAGCUAUCAGUUUGGUGACGGCUGCAGCAAGUGCCUUCUCUGUUCUUGGACUGAUCAACACACGCUCCAGAAACAGACCCUUCUGAAGCCCCUCAACAACAUCAGCACUGUCCUGUGCUACUACCGUUCUGGGAAACAAUCUUCUUUUGGUUAAGAGGAUAGAUGGAUACUCAUCUUUACCCACUGUCAUAAAACAUGGAUGCAAUGACCUUUUGUAUCAUAAUUUGUAUUGAAGGCCAAGCAGACAAAGUACUGUAUACAGUAGAGAUGUUGCCAACAUUACAAUUAAUGCAGUAUCUUGCUGGAGAUACACAUUUGGAGAUGUUCAAAGGAUUGGUUGUGUGAAAAUGAAGUUAAAAUGAAAUAUAAAAUGUAACAAAAGAAGAAUCAAUAAAGAACUGAAAUAGUAUCGCAUCCAUUACGAAAAAAGACUGCAGUUAGAGUGCAGUAUAACUACAGUAUGUUGCAAAUACUACAUGCAAAGCAACAUUUUUUUUUACUGCAGUAAUUUUGCAUUGUAACUGCAGUUAGAGUGCAGUAUAACUGCAGUUCAACUGCAAUUACUGCAUCCAAAAUACCACAGUCAACUGCAGUUACUGCACUUUUACUCCAGUUUCAAAACCUUUUUGUAAGGGAUGUAAUCUUUAUUAUGUUGGGGGUUUGAUUCUUCAUAUAAUACAAUCUUGUCAAGCACAGACAGUUUAAAACAUCAUCUAAAAUUCUAACA
This is a messenger RNA of Salvelinus sp. IW2-2015, 1533 nucleotides long. RefSeq names its product phospholipase A and acyltransferase 1 (gene plaat1). Gene Ontology annotation, cellular component: cytoplasm. The record is from RefSeq and is a predicted model, not a curated record. Lineage: Eukaryota; Metazoa; Chordata; Actinopteri; Salmoniformes; Salmonidae. Gene Ontology annotation, biological process: N-acylphosphatidylethanolamine metabolic process. Gene Ontology annotation, molecular function: glycerophospholipid phospholipase A1 activity; A2-type glycerophospholipase activity.